Messenger RNA from Aedes aegypti (yellow fever mosquito), 2514 nucleotides. Its product is annotated as zinc finger protein 157. The transcript has 5 exons. The record is from RefSeq and is a predicted model, not a curated record. Gene Ontology annotation, molecular function: DNA-binding transcription factor activity, RNA polymerase II-specific; zinc ion binding; sequence-specific DNA binding. Lineage: Eukaryota; Metazoa; Arthropoda; Insecta; Diptera; Culicidae. Gene Ontology annotation, biological process: regulation of transcription by RNA polymerase II. The coding region runs from base 173 to 2425 and encodes 750 amino acids. Gene Ontology annotation, cellular component: nucleus.
UCGACGUCGUUGUCGUCGUCUGGUGGGACGUCGCAUCCGUCGCAUCAGAGUGUUGUUUUGUUUUGGUUUGCGAAAACGAGUGAUUGAAAAAUUGGCCGCGGCCGGAAGCAUUUCUUCCGUCUAUUCUGUGGUCAUUCAGUUUUAAAAGUACCGAGAAAACCGCGUUGUGACCAUGAAGUGCUUCGCACUCGGUUGCCCAAGUGAUUUCCACGGAAAAAGGAACGUCAAGCCGGAAUAUUCGCGCCAUCGGUUCCCCAUGGACUUGGAACGGCGAAUGGUGUGGGUCGAAGCCAUUUCCAGGGGCGAGAACAGAGUGCUCGACGCGGACACCAUAAACUUCAAGAGCGCGAGGCUGUGUUCGAACCACUUUCCGGAGAGUGAUUUUCACUUCCACAAGUGUCGGAAUCGGCUGAACGAUACGGCGGUGCCAUCGUUGUUCGGGGCCGCUGCUGUGGAAAAGGGAAAGCGAUGUGCAACUGAACAACAGAAAAACAACAUCUUCAUACAGUGUGAGGAGAUGCCGCAGAGCAUCCCAGGGCACAUUAACACCAAAAAGUGUGCCAAAACCGCGCAAAGGGAAACGAGAAAUCUCAUAAACGGAGCGCUGGGUUGCAUGAGGAAGUAUGCAGCCGAACCCAUGUCAGACGACUCCACCGUGUUCCGGCUGGAGAGGUUUCCGCACGUUUGCCGACUGUGUCUGAAGGCACCAAAAUCGCCGAAGCAGGUUAUGGUUGCCCUCAAUGCGACUAACUACCUUUCGGAUGGAAUCAGCAUAGGUCGGUUUAUCGUUGAUAUCCUGCCGGCGGAAGUGACUUUGGACCAGAGUAAUCAACAUUUCCUGCCAAACUCGGUUUGUCUGGAGUGCCUGGACAUUCUGAAGUUCUUCGCCAAAUAUCGGCGCAAGAUAGCGGCCGUCCAUUUGCUCAUGAAUUCGCUAGCCGCAAUGAAGAUUCGCGGCGAUUCCGGCCCGAUCGUAGAUCUUUUCAACAACCAGCCCGACCUGGUACGAACGGUGAUCAAAGAUCUGGACCUAUGUAGGAAGGAUAACUACAGCGUCGUUGAUUUACUGAGGGAGUUUCCUCGCUAUGAUUUGGCAUCCUUCGAGGGGCUUGUCAUUAAAGAGGAAGAAUUGGACAAUGAACCGGAACAUGUGGCAGAACUGCCGUUGGAAUCCGAUGUAACGUUCAUCGAAGAAAGUACAUUGGCUGAAUUGACCGAACUGGUCAACAAUCCCGAUCUUCUGGUGACGGACAGCUCCGAUGACUAUCCAAUUUUCAAGAAGAUAAAAGCACCUAUUAAAUCCAAAUACGGAGGAAAGAAGCUGGACAAAGCGCUGCAGUGUCCCCAGUGCCGCUAUUCCACCUUCUACAAACGUAACUUCCAGACACAUCAGAAGAGGCACCAGAAACAAGAAGAUCGGGUGUACCCCUGCAAGGAACCCGGUUGUACGGAGGUGUUCAACACGAAUGCAGAGUACAGACGGCACAUGCCAAUAGCGCACAAGUCGCUCAUCUGUGAUAAUUGUGGAUUGCGGUGCGCCACGCAAAACGCCCUGAAUACGCACAUGGCCCGACAUCAGAUGAAACUGGAAUACGAGUGCCCAUACUGCCAGCGGCGACAUAACACGAAAAGCGAUUUGCGGACCCACAUCCGGUGGAGGCAUCUGACCAAGAAGGUUUUCCCCUGUGAAAUUUGCGGGAUGUCCUUCCACAGGAAAUCGAUUCGGGACGAGCAUCUACUCACUCAUAGUACCGUCUAUGCCGUUUCCUGCACGAUCUGCGACAAGAAGUUCAAGGCGGAAAAGUUCAUGAGGAAACACAUUAGCGUUGUCCACGAGAAGGUUCGCAUGAACUGUAGCUACUGCACUGCGAACUACCAAAGUAUCUACAAGCUGAACAAUCACAUAGAAAGCGCCCAUGGGGUGCAAAGGCGAUUCGUUUGCGAUGUGUGCGUUCAAACGUUCUCCAGUCGGGAGAAGUUGGACAGUCAUCGGGCCCGACACGACAAUCCGCACGAGCUGGAGUGUGCAACGUGUUUGGCAGUGUUCAAUUCGAAGGAUCAAAUCGGGGAUCAUUCGUGUAUCACUUAUAGAGAUGAUUACGUUUGCUGUGGACGAGAUUUACGCUACCAUUACAUCUAUAAUAAGCACAUGCUUACGAAGCAUGGUAUCAAAACGAACGUACGGGUGAAACCUGUUCCGGGACUCCUGAUGGGUCAAAUGAGAGCUAAAAGGAAACGUAUCGAGUCGUGCCCCAAGUGUGAGAAAAUUUUUGCCACCCGAACGCAGAAGAAGCAGCACAUGGAAAUCUGUACGUUCAACGAAGAGCAAGGCGCGAAAGACAAUGCGGAAGCGGAGGGGACCAUGGCAGCAGAAAUCCUGAUGGAACUAGAUGAGGUUAUUGAACAUGAAGUUGAAGUCCAGUGAAUAAAUUUGUUGUUAAGUUAAAGUUCUCAGACAAUGAAUAUGUCCGUAAGCCCUUUAGUGAUUCAUGAUAUUACAAAUUAGGAUGAUGA